Cololabis saira (Pacific saury) is the source of this 1644-nucleotide messenger RNA. Its product is annotated as extracellular calcium-sensing receptor-like. Gene Ontology annotation, molecular function: G protein-coupled receptor activity. The record is from RefSeq and is a predicted model, not a curated record. Gene Ontology annotation, biological process: G protein-coupled receptor signaling pathway. Lineage: Eukaryota; Metazoa; Chordata; Actinopteri; Beloniformes; Belonidae. Gene Ontology annotation, cellular component: membrane. The annotation marks the transcript as partial. The transcript is spliced from 6 exons.
AUGAUUUUUGCCAUAAAUGAAAUUAAUGAAAACCCUGAGAUGCUGCCUGAAGUUAAACUUGGCUACAAGAUUUAUAAUAGCUGUGGGACCAUGGACAUACUGAGGGCUGCACUGGCACUUGUGAGUGGACUCAAGGAAGAAAUCCGUGAUGAAAACUGCACAAAAACGGAAACAGUGCAAGCUGUCUUAGGUCAUUCAGGAUCACGUCCAACUAUUGCUUUUACACAGGUUGUCGGAAGAUUUAAAAUACCUGUGAUCAGCCAUUUUGCAACCUGUGCCUGCCUGAGCAACAGGAGAGAGUACCCCACUUUUUUCAGAACUAUUCCCAGUGACUACUAUCAAAGCCGAGCUCUGGCCAAGCUGGUUAAGCACUUUGGUUGGACCUGGGUUGGGGCUGUAGCUGUGGAUAAUGAAUAUGGCUUAAAUGGCAUUGUGGCAUUUAUUCAUGCUGCACAGGAAUACGGAGUGUGCAUUGAGUACUCAGAAACAUUUUCAUCAUCAGAUCCUCCAGAUGUUCUUCAGAGAAUAAUAGAGACUAUUAAACUGGCAACUUCCAAAGUGAUUAUGGCUUUCAUGUCUCACAGAGAAAUUAAAUUAUUGGCGUUUGAGUUAUACAAACAGAACAUUACGGGACUGCAGUGGAUCGGCAGUGACGCAUGGAUCACAGAUCACUCCCUGACAGACAGCGAAGGCCACGCCAUCCUACUGGGCUCAUUAGGGUUCACUGUGGCCAAAGCUGAGAUCCCAGGGCUGGAGGAGUAUCUGAGGCAGCUGCACCCCUCACAGUUCCCUGACAGUCGGUUUGUCAGAGAUUUCUGGGAGGAUGUGUUUGACUGCUCUCUAAAUAAAACCACAAACACACAAAGGCAGCCAUGCAGUGGCUUUGAGAGCUUGCAAAGCAUUCAGUCGCAGUUCACUGAUGUAUCUGAGCUCAGAUUCACUAACAAUGUGUAUAAAUCAGUCUAUGCAGUGGCUCAUGCUCUUGAUGACUUGAUGAAAUGUGAUGAUGGCAGAGGGUCCUUUUACAAUGGGAGCUGUUCUCACCCCACACACAUUCAACCAUGGCAGGUAUUGCAACAUGUCGACACUGUAAAUUUCACCAGUGUGAAUGGAGAAAGAGUUUAUUUUGACAAAAAUGGAGACCCACCAGCAAGAUAUGAACUUGUAAAUUUACAAAUUACAAGCAGAGGAAUUCUGGAAGGAGAAACUGUUGGUAUUUAUGAUGCCUCUCUUCCAGAGGAGUUUCAGUUUAUUAUGAACAACAUUCCAGUUGUCUGGGGAAAUGGAUUGACUGAGGUGCCUGAGUCAGUCUGCAGUAAGAAAUGUCUACCAGGAACUUACAAGGUCCUGCAGAAGAGAAAGCCAGUUUGCUGUUAUGACUGCAUACCCUGUCCAGCCGGCGAGAUCAGUAAUUUAACUGAUUCAAUACACUGUAUGAAAUGCCCCCCAGAGUACUGGUCCAACAAACAAAGAGAUGCCUGCAUCCUCAAACCAAUAGAAUUCCUGGCAUACAAUGAAAUUCUGGGAACACUAUUGGCGUUAUUUUCUUUGCUGGGCAUUCUUGUAACAACAAUCAUAACGGUAGUCUUCUACUGCCAUAAAGAAACUCCACUAGUACGAGCAAACAACUCUGAAAAAAAAAAA